AAAGCACUUGUCUAUCCUGGCCGGAUUCCAUUAUUUCCAUUUUUGUCACCCUCCCAUACCGAAUCAGCCCUCACCAGAACUUUGAUUCGGACAGAAGAGACGACUGAUAUCAUCCGUUUGACAUGUGAAGUUCGCAAUCCUCAGCCGCAGAGCAGUGUCCACUUGAUCUGCCCACUGCUUGGGGCUGGCGAACGGUGCUUCGAGAAUUGCCAUCGUCUCUGUCCUUCAGGGGACGAAGUUGGCGGCUGUCGUGAGGCUGAUGGCCUCUCGAGGGUGGCUUGCCGCCGAGUCGACACCGGCCAUGCUCAGAAGCUGCAUGACAAUGACGCCGGCCGAAGAGAUGCUGACGUCGACCGCGAGGUCAGCUUUGCGGACGCCGACUUGGACACUUGGCAGUUCGAGUACAGCCUGGACCGCUACGAUCCCGCCAUCAACGGGCUCUGGUACUGCCUGCACGUCGGUCAGGCCAGCUCCGAAGUGGACCUGAAAGCGAGAGAACGACCCCCCACAACUACGACUGCAACAACCACAACAACCACUUCAGCAGCUGCUUUGCCGCCACCAACAUCACCGCUCUCGGUAGUAACAUCCACCACGUCACCAUCCGCCAGAGUGGUUGAUCGGCUGCAAAGUACCAAAUGGCCGUCGAGUCCGACCAGCGUUCAAGUGAUCAAUGGUCUCUCGGAGCCUGGAUAUUUCCAGGAGGAGGUGAACUCGAGACUAGCACAGGACUCGUCAUCGCGAGGUUGGGGUCAAAAAGAAAGGGGUGCCAAGGCGAGUCAUUAUCAGUCGGCGAAAAAUGGAACACGGCAGGCUGGCCGCAUUGACGAAGAAGCUUUAGCUACAGAUUGGCCUAGUUUUCCAUGGAAAUGGGUCCAAAAUAGGCAUCCACAUCAGAUCCUGGCGUCAGACUUGAUCCAGCCUCAAUCGCAUCAACCAAACCAGAAGGACUUGGAGUCAGGAACUUCCCCUCCAGACCACACCUCUCUGGCUCCAUUUUGCACCCAGAGACCUUUUUUCAGCUCCUCUCUCCUGAACAGCAACUCAGCUCCACCACAGCCUUGUGUUGACAGUGUAUGUAAUUGUAGUCAUUGGUGCCACAUGGUUACGAGGUGUGGCGGCUGCGAACUGCUGCCCCAAUUAUGUAUUGUGGCUCUCAGCCAGCCGCCCAGUUACCCGAGGAUUGGCGCUCAUCCUUGGCUUAAAUUGACAAUCCUUUUUUUGCUCUUGCUCUCGUGGAGAUGUGCAUUGAUGUGUAUCAUUCUGCCCGUCUGGAAGGUGGGUGUCUUUGCCCCUCCAACAGGUCGUCUCAUCCCAAUUCACAAACCCAUCCAACCAUCAGGUCAGUGA
Messenger RNA from Protopolystoma xenopodis, 1350 nucleotides. NCBI's taxonomy places the organism in Eukaryota, Metazoa, Platyhelminthes, Monogenea, Polystomatidea, Polystomatidae. The record is from the annotation of a GenBank genome assembly.